This is a messenger RNA of Porites evermanni, 4930 nucleotides long. The record is from the annotation of a GenBank genome assembly. Lineage: Eukaryota; Metazoa; Cnidaria; Anthozoa; Scleractinia; Poritidae.
AUGGAAAUGAAGCGAUUGCAACACACGAAUCUCGUUUCUGUUGUUGUAGUAACGUGGAUUUUUUAUGCAUUCCUUUGUCAAGGUGAGUUAGAAAAAUGGGUUUAGGUUAAUUGACAUAACUUUGGAACAUAAACUUUUUAUUCAACAUGAGAAAAUAUAUUUUAAAACAGUUCUCUGGUCAAACUAAGGGCCUGUUUACAUGGAGUGGGGGACCCCGGUCUAGUGGGGUUGGUUUCUUUUGUUUUCACGCUCUGAGGGACACAAAACAAAAGAAACCUACCCCACUAGACCGGGGUCCCUCACUCCAUGUAAACAGGGUCUUACUUAUCUUUUACAAUUAGAAUUCAUUCUGCAGACGUUUUGACUGAGACAGCAACAAUGGAAAGUGGAAUUGCAUAUUGAAAUGGAAUAACAGACAGUUAAUAAUCUGCUGAAAGCAACUUUCCCUAAGCUUUUCAAUCAGUGAUGUGAAAAACGGCCUCAACACAUAAACGAUAUCUUAAAUUAACACUCAAUAUGUUACACAAGGACAGAAAUGAUGCUUUAAAAUUCAUACUUGUAAGUCUAACGUAUUACAGUAUCUUGGUUUUCACGUGACGUCAUGAUUAAAAACGGAAAGGGUUUGUUUUUGAGGUUUCAUCCUCAACAAGCCUAUAACUUUAAAAAAAUCGGAACUUUUUUACGAGUUUUACGGCUGACGGGUUUCUCAGUUUUGAAAAUAAAGCCCUUGUUCUCGCGCGACAUUAAAAAUGCAACUGAGAAAGCUGUCACGUUUGUAAAAAAACACGAUUUGUCGUACGACAUUUUUAGAAAUAUGUUAAGGUGAGCAUUUACUAACUAAUCACAUUCGUGGAAAGACUUGACAAUAGAUUUUGCAGUAAUUGUAGCCUCCAAAUUUGUUUCUCAGAUUGGCACAAACAUGGAGUCGCCAGAGAGAGUCCUAUAAAUUUUUGUAAAACAUUUGGAGAGUAACUUAUUAGCAGCGGAAAACCGCACAGACCUGAGACUUAGACAUAUUGUUUAUUCAUCAGUAUUCGAUGAUAACUCAAAUUCGUGGCUUGAGGCCAGGUAUUUAAAAAUGGUUUCAGUCAAUGGUUUCAUAGUCUUCGAUGGCUUGUCAGUGAAAACCAUCAACAUCCUCAUGAUGAGCUGAGGACCACAGAAAAUACUAAACGACUUCACGAACAGUUAGUGAGCUUUAGCAGAGGCGUCUUUGAGCGACAGACGACAACUCAACGUUCCCUUUUAAUAUGCCUUGACUCUACCACAUUUGUAUUGUCAAGUUCUUUUACCCUUUUUUAGAGACGAUUUGAGGAAAACCCAUGCCCAAGAAUGCAAAUCGUGCACUUCCCGUUGCCUUCCGUCGCUUUAAAACGCCUUUGCGUAACUGGCGUAAGAGAGCUCUAAAAUCCAAUUUUUUUUCAAGGCAAAAGCUCUUUCAAAAUAUGCCUUAAAAAGAAAAAAGAAACAGAAAAGACACAAAGAGAAGGAGAAAAAAGGAGGAAAAAAGGAAGAAAAGUAAAAAUAAUGAAUAUUCGCUACACUCUUUUUUUUCCAUAAGAAUAUAUUUUAUAAGAAUAUCGAGGCUGAAAUUUGCGAAAUCUUAAGAAUACUUUAAGAAUAAACUCCAGGCUGAGAUUUUGAAAAGGAUAUAAUUUCCCGUGGUGAAAAUCUGUAAAUACAAUACAAAUAUACCUUUUCAAUUUAUUCCUUUCUUUAAACGGCAAAACUAGCUAACUAUAUUUAACAAAACUAUAAUUGACACCUAAAUAUAUUCUAAUUCGGAAAUGUCAUAAGCUAUUAUUAGGAAUAAUACAAGAAUAUUUACAACCUAAAAUCGGCGGAAAAGUAAGAAUAUUCAGCCUGGCCCUGGAAAACAACAUUCUUAUUAAAAAAAAANACAAAGAGAAGGAGAAAAAAGGAGGAAAAAAGGAAGAAAAGUAAAAAUAAUGAAUAUUCGCUACACUCUUUUUUUUCCAUAAGAAUAUAUUUUAUAAGAAUAUCGAGGCUGAAAUUUGCGAAAUCUUAAGAAUACUUUAAGAAUAAACUCCAGGCUGAGAUUUUGAAAAGGAUAUAAUUUCCCGUGGUGAAAAUCUGUAAAUACAAUACAAAUAUACCUUUUCAAUUUAUUCCUUUCUUUAAACGGCAAAACUAGCUAACUAUAUUUAACAAAACUAUAAUUGACACCUAAAUAUAUUCUAAUUCGGAAAUGUCAUAAGCUAUUAUUAGGAAUAAUACAAGAAUAUUUACAACCUAAAAUCGGCGGAAAAGUAAGAAUAUUCAGCCUGGCCCUGGAAAACAACAUUCUUAUUAAAAAAAAAGAGUGUAUCAUGCAAUUGCGUCAAUCAGAAAUGAAAACAAGUAAAUCGGUAGGUGGAAUUAUGUGUAGUGGACGUACAUUUCCAUUUCGUUUCUUGGCUGAAUACGCAGGCUUUGAUGUUAUAUUUAGUAUCGCUUGUCACAGCAAUAAUUCCUGGCAACAAAGUCAGUUCUGGAUCAAUAAUUAAGUGAUGAUCUAUAGUCAGAACGGUUGCAUUUUCUUGAUUUAUGCGGUAAUGCUCUCUUCCCUCACAAGAAUGUAUUCAUUUACACAAGGGGAAUGCAUCAAACUGCAGAAGAGCAGUUUGCAGAAUACUGAAUGUCUUUAAACCCCCGUUUUGAAAGGAUUUAUUGUUUAACGUUAAGACCAAUCAUUACAGUUCCAUCCAAUAGCCAAGAAAAGCGAAUAGUUUCAAGUUUUCCCACAAAGUGUCCCACGUAGCAUUUCCUUGUUACAAGGAAGUUAACUGGAAAACUAUAGAUAAACAUACAUCCCGCUUUGUGAAGUCCUCGUCAUCUUUUCUGUUUGCAAUCGAGAAGUAUGGUAAAUUAUUCUUACUUGUUGUCAGACUAUUCCACACUUCCACACACCAAACAGUUUGGAACUAAGGAAUCGAUAAGUCAAGAAUGACUGAGGGGAUUCAUGAUGAAGAGAAGUGCAACAUAAUCUUUACUCCAUCAGACUACAGACAAUUCCACACCUCUAGAAAUGUGAAGCAAAGUAAAGAAUUACAAGGGUUCAGUGACGAGGGAGAAGCAUAACAUAAUCCUUAUUUUGUCAGACCAUCCCACACUUCCACACCUCUAGAGAUCUGAAGCAAAGCUAAGUGAAGAAUUACAAGGGUUCAGUGAUGAGGGAGAAGCAUGGUGACAUAAUCCUUACUCUGUUAGACCGUUCCAUACUUUUACACCUUUAGAGGUGUAGAACAAAGGGUAACCAAAAUAAAAAAGGAAUGUCGUGGCUAGAGUUGGACAUUUGUGACUACCUCGAUGGUGAAAGAGUGUGGAGGGAAGGGGCGGGGUAGGGUGUGAGGGUUAGAGGUAUGGGAUAAAGCUGUGCGGCAUUGUUAAUAGAUAAAGGGGUAACGUACCGUACAGAGGUGAUCACAUAAAUCAAAAGAUAAACUUUGUUGCGUUUAUAGGUCAGAAGAUUAAAAGUAAAUCACCAAGUUUUUCAAGUUCCAUCAGCGGUGUAUCAUCAUUAUCGCAAACCAAAAUUCACUCGGAAAGUUCAGUGGCUUCCAUCACUACUCCUCGUUCAGGCCAACGAACGAUUACAUCCCCGUCAUUAAGUACUGAAAUUGUUUCAUUACGUCCGGUAACUUCCUCAAAGGCCAAGAUAACGCAAAACUCGAGAUUAUCUGCAAGUAAAUCAUGGUCAUCUAGUACCCAUUGGCCUGUUACAUUUUCUAUGAGUGUUGUUUCCAGAACUGCCUUUUCUUCAAAGCUGCAACAGCCAACAAGCACACAAACAGUUUCUGUUAAGUCCUUUGAAACUCAACUUCAUCCGAUUCCAAGUCAAUCUCAUGGUGUUCCACACACAAAACCAAUUUCGCCGCCAACUCGAAAUCUAGAAAAAAGUUUUAAAAGGUUCGGUGAGACAAUAACGAGCAAUCUCGGAGAAAAAGAAAGCAAGGAAUUUCAGGAUUUUGCAGCGGAAAUAAAAGACAAUAUUAACAACGCGCUCAUGCCUCACGUAGUGAAGACAUUUCUUGAAGCUAACAGUGUCAUUUGCCAAAUAAAAGCAUUCGUUCAAGGGGACUCAAAUAACACAGGAAAAAAGAAAAAUCGUUUGAAAAUAAAACCUAGUACGAAUCCAAGCCAAUCCAGUGGUGUUUCAUCCACAAUCACUAUUUCAUAUACGACUCAAACACCAGCAGUCACCCUUAAAGGGUCCGAUGUAAUAAUAAUGAUAAUAAAAAGAGAUUACAAUAGCAGUCUUGGAGACAAAGAGGGCAAGAAAUUUCAGGACUUUGCAACGGAAGUUCAAGAGAAGGUUAACAACGCACUCAAAAACUUAAGAGGAUUUCACUCGUUGUUGGUUAAGAAAAUUAUUCAGGCUAACAGUGUCAUUUAUCAACUAAAAAUAUUCGUCCACAGAGAUUCGAAUAUUAAAGGAAAAAUGAAGACGAUGUUUUCCAUAAACCUCACUGGGGUGCUUACUGAGACUUUCGGAACCACGCAAACGUCGUCCCACACAACUGCAUUAACACCUUCAUCACCACCAUCCAUUACUAAGGUUGAUUCGGUGAACUCUUUGACAAUUUCAACCCAAACUAAUCCGACCAAAAGUCAGUCCGUUGGAGUAUCUUUAUCGUCGAUUUCGGAAGUCGGAUCGCAAACUUCUGGUACUCUACCUACCUCUCAAUCGUCGCCAAUAAGCCCCUUCUUACUUUUUGUGGCUUCACAUACCACGCAAACAUUAUCACAAGCAAGCACAUUUACAAGUGUAUCACUAUCGUCUUUUACUGAUGUUGAUCCAGUAAGCUCUUUUGCAUUUUCAACCCCAACUACGGCAAGCCAAAGCCAGUCCUAUGCAGUAUCUUUAUCGUCGAUCCUGGAAUUAAGAUCUCCAACUUCUGGUGCUCUAACUACGUCUCAAUCGUCCCCA